Anopheles stephensi (Asian malaria mosquito) is the source of this 14462-nucleotide messenger RNA. RefSeq names its product protein jim lovell (gene lov). Gene Ontology annotation, molecular function: DNA binding; protein binding. Gene Ontology annotation, cellular component: nucleus. The coding region runs from base 3364 to 6468 and encodes 1034 amino acids. The transcript has 4 exons. Gene Ontology annotation, biological process: regulation of transcription by RNA polymerase II. NCBI's taxonomy places the organism in Eukaryota, Metazoa, Arthropoda, Insecta, Diptera, Culicidae. The record is from RefSeq and is a predicted model, not a curated record.
AUGUAAAAUAAUUAUGCGCAUGUGCAUACCGUGGACCGCGGAUGCAAGCGGAAGCGGGAGAUUAGGAAUAUAGGAGGAAAGGUGCAAGAGUUAUCGUGGCCGUCGUCGUCGUUUCGAGUCGGCUUCGUUGUUUUUUUUUCGCUUCUAGGCACUUGUCUUUCUCAAAACGAAAUUCGCACGGCUGUUGCCACCGACCAUCCGAGUGCACAUUUGGACCGACCGAACCAGAUUAAUUCUCCCUUUUGGCCAGCAGCAUAGUAAGCUUAGCUGCGAUGUGAGUGACACUCACAUCUUCUACCUCGCUCGGCUCACGUUCACGUUCGGUAUUGUAUUGCCGUGGUUGUGAGCUGAGUUUUCCAGUGAGGGAUCACAGUUUUAGGUCGUUGCUUUGAGUGACCCGAACGCUGGCAAGCUAACGUGACCGGCUGCGUCCUUUGAUUUAUUUCGUGAUAUUUAUCCAGAAUAUCUAGCUAUGGGUGGUGCAAGAGGUGUACAAUACAUAGUCUGUAUAAUGGACAUGAUAUCCGUACGAAAAGAGUGAAAUUUUAUGGCUCAAAGUAUCUACAGGAUGAUCGACAAAUCAACCACAUUUUGCAAAAGCAUGGAACUAAGCGAAGGAAUAUAAACAUUAAUUCAUGAAAAUCUUCUCACACAAGUCAUUACACUAGCUUGAAGCUAGUAGACCCCAGCUGACCCUACGUAGAAUUUCCUUGCUAAUAACAACUAAUAACAGCAAACUUCAUUGAUAAAGUUCUGACUUCCUAAGCACGUACUCAAGUACGCAGCCAGUCAAUCGACCGAGCUGCCAUUUGGCAUUCGGGUCGCUCAACAGCUACGAAGCAAACGGCUCGAUCCCUCACUGGAAAUAGCUCAGCUCACACGCUCACGACUGGCGCUCAACAUAAGCGUGUGCACUCACGCUUGGUGAGCACUCCCGGCUCCCAGGAGUGACACUCACCUUAGGGUUAUGCUUAUGCUGCCAACCAAAGGGGGAAUUAAUCUGUUUCGGUCGGUCAAAAUGUGCACUCGGUUGGCGGCGGCAGUCGAAAUUCGGUCUCAUUUCGUUUGAAAAGCAAAGCGUCGUCCACCACGGUAUUCGGACGGAAACUCCCCCCGAUACAAAGCAAUAGCAGUUCGGUACUACAAAAAAGCAAGAAAGAAAAGCGUUUGUAAAAUUGUAUUCUAAAACGGGGAAAUAUUUAUUUAUUUGUGAGAUUGGUUUAUUCGCACGCAACAGUGUAGCGUAGUUAAGUGUGUAAUUGCAAGUGUAACAGAAGCAGAUAAACAAAAAAAGAAGCACCCAAACAAACACCGGAGCAACGAUCUGGAACAGCAGAACUUGACAAGUGUUCGGAAGUGUAGUGGCUGUAGUGAUAAAAAGCAACGUCAAGAAAGGAAACGCGAUCAUUGAUGAAAUGCUUCUACUUUUGCACUGAUUUAAGGAAAAAUAGAAUCUCUUAUCCUUAGCGGAACAAUGACCUUCUUACGAUCGCUGUACCAACUCGCCCUCGCCCAUUCGUACCUGUGUGCGUGAUUGCUUCCUGCACGAUGUGAACUAGAUCGCUGGCUGGUAGAAGCUUCUGGUUUAUGGCGUUGUACCGUUUGUCGUCGAUCAUACCGGAAUAAGAUGAAACGGGGGCGACACAGUGUUAAGCUACUGUAGUAAAUUUAAAUUACCUUUUCGGCAGGUGCAAUAAAAAUCGUUUGGAAGAAGAGAGAGUGCGUGCGUGUGUGUGUGUGUGUAAUAGCAAGAAAACGGCGGAAAUUGGUUGUAAAGUAAUGCAAACGGAUCCUGGCAGUGAUUUUUUAAACCCUUUUUUGUUUUUGGUACAUCGUGACGUGAUUUAGUGAGGCGAGUGAGGUUCCUGGGUGCAUCCUUUCGUAGGCCAGGUAGGAAAAGUGCAACCCAAGAAAUGAGACAAGUGCUAGAGCGUGCCGUUCAAUUUGUGAAGCCUGUUACAACUCAAACAACGGCUGUUUUGGGUCCUUCUCAGUAGGCGACGAUCUGCAAGCAGCCGUGUGAAGCCGAUCAUGUUGGUGCUGGCAGAGCAGCAAAACAACGGCCACGCAGCAGCGUUGGAAGCAAUGUGGUUCCACCAGCCCGGAAAACACUAACAUGGAACGCUGAUCCAGCUCACCGCCGAAUUAGUUCCCUCGCAAUCUUGCAGAGUGGAGUUGGACAAACAACCAACGCAAUGAGUUAGGUGCGAAAAUCACCACUUCGCCUCGGUUCGGUAAAUGCAUCGUCAAAAUUGAACUUUCGGAAACGGUAAUACGGUUUUUAGUUUCCUUUCGGGACUUUUGUGUUUCCCUUUCCGUUUUUGUGUGUGCAAUUGUUCAUAUGUGAUAGCAGCAAAACAUCGUCCGGAUAGCAACAACAACCGAAAAAACUAUCGAUGCAAGAUUUCGACCGAUAUUACACCGUUUUAAGUUCAUCGAUUGUGUAUUCUUCUGUGCGUGUGCGUGUCUGUGCAGUGAAAAACGAGGAUAAAGGUUGAAAAAUUCGGUCUUACGGUGUUUACGGAAAAUUGCACUCGCCAAGCCCAAAGGGUGUAGUUGUUAGGGAGCCAUCAGCAACAACAGCCAGCUCGCGUAAGUGCGUGCAAAUGUGAUAUCAGUGACUGCAGUGAGCGCGGUUGUACGAGGUUAUUUGCGUUACAUUGUGGUCUACCAAAUUUGUCCUUCGGCUAACAAAAAAAAAAAAAACUAACACUAAGUUUGGUUCGGCUAAUGUGCGGUUACGGUUCUGAAGAGAAAAGCUUGGUUUUGGAUGGUGAAAAGUCGAAAUUAAAGUUACUCUAAACAAAAAAUUAACUUUAAGCACUUAGAAUAUCCAAAACAAAAACAACGGUUGGAUCAAAAUUAAAAUUUAAGUAUGUGUGCAUUUGAAUGAAAACGUGCUGAAAAUUGGGAAGAAACGCGUGGAAUUUCGCCGACUAAACGCGAGGACGAACGAAAGCCAAGAACGCACAAUAGACUCUGCGAGCAGCAGUGAGGUGAAUCAUGCGCUGGUUGAAUAAAACGAAAGGUCCCGAGCUUGCUUGCCUGUGCAGAGAUCAGAGAAACCGUGAUAAGACAGCAGGGUGAGACAGACGGCUGUACACCGUGUGCAUCGUAAGGAAUCAAAAAUCCUCCUACCAGAAAAACAAACGGUCCGAUAACAGACUGCAUUGCAACUGCCGUACAAUGAAGCUUCGAAUGCCGUAAGACACUGCUGGGAAAAGAAUCAAAAACCGUACGCAAAUAACAUCCUUUGAGAGCAAUCUUACUCAAUAUUUUAACCGUUUUGCGUUUGGGCAUCGGAAGUCAUCACACCAAUUACAGGGCAAACCAUUUGCAUGCGUGGUACAAACAGGCGAAACUAUGAAGGAAUCAUUCGAAAUCAUGCCUGAUCAAGAACACUACAGCCUUCGGUGGAACAAUCACCAAAACCAUAUACUCCGUGCAUUUGACACGUUGCUGCAGACCAAAACGCUCGUCGACGUGACGCUGGUGUGUGCCGAAACGAGCAUUCGCGCGCACAAGGUAGUGUUGUCCGCCUGCUCCCCAUUCUUUCAGCGUGUGUUCUCCGAGACGCCCUGCAAACAUCCAGUGAUCGUGCUGAAGGACUUCCGCGGAUGGGUCGUGCAGGCGAUCGUGGAUUUUAUGUACCGUGGUGAAAUCAGUGUACCGCAGGAACGACUUUCGGUGCUAAUACAGGCUGGCGAAUCGUUGCAGGUGCGUGGUCUGGUAGACCAUCCGGUAGCCGCAAACACCCCGACACCGGCCCAGUCUCCCGAAGACUUUAGCCUGCUCGACACCUCACUGAUAUCGCCAACUUCACCCUCGUUACCCUCGCCAAACUUUCAGUCAAGUCACCAAUCGGGACAGCUUCGACAUCACCCGACGACGGCCACUGGGCUUAUAUCGUCCAACACGCCGAAACUGUUGCUACCGCCGCAAGUGUUUGCGGACCCGUCGAUCAGUCUACCGAGCGCUACCGUUGAUCCGUGCACCUCUCCGAUGCCUCGCCGCAAACAGGCCCGUCCGCGAAGACGCUCGGGCGACUGUGCACCGCAGGAUCUGAGCAGCAAACCCUCCACACCAAUCCCACAGACGCUGGACGAUGAGGACACGGAGCGAGAGCUGCUCGACGAUCGCCCAGAUGAGGAUGAAGAUGAUCUAGAGGAAUUGGACGAUGAUGACGAUGAUGACGACGACGAUCUGAAGCGCAUCUUGCACCGAAGCCAAUCGGUCGAUGAAAAACUGGCGGCACUGGUAGCAAAAGAAGAUUUACGAACACAAUCUUCCAGCAGCCUGACGACAACCCCGCCGACCACGACGACCACGUCAACAACCGCAGCGCCACCGACGCCAACGACGACAACGUCGAACAGCGAUGAAAGGCGAUCACGCUCGUUGCACAAAUUAAGCCCUCGCAAAACGUCUUCCUCGAAGGGUGGCCCAGGACUGCUGCAGCGGGACGACGAUCUGCACCCCGAGACGGCGCCGUCAUCGUCCGAUUCCCCAUCAGUGGCCGAUGGACCGGAAAAUCUGUGCAUAAAAAAAUCCUCUCCCAGCAGUUCCGAACUAAUUAGAAGCAUUGCAACCGGAGGGGUCGUCGGCGAGCAGCGUAAUCGAAUAGCGUCGAUCGACGCCUUGGACAACAAUGCUGCUGGCAGCGAAACGAAUGACCGGACGGGCUGUCGAGACGAUGCGGCACGCUUGCCUGAUGGAGCAGGCAAGGACUCCUCACCACUAUCCGACACCGUCGGCGGCCACAUCGGAGGGAGUCGGGGGCUUCUUUCGCUGAAGGACAUCCGGCACCUGAACCGUGCGGCGUUGAAUCGGUCCCUCGGGUCCAUCUCACCACCACCCUCGUUCGCGUCGCUUAACAACAAUCUGCACCCGGCCCUAAGUCUGAUGCAUCACCACCACCAUCAUCACCAUCAUCACGGCGAUUCGAAGCGUGUGAAGCUGGAAGAUCGUGAGGAUGAGCGUUCGCUGCUGCACGACGACAUGCUGGAACCGCCACAUUUUUUGGACCACAUGGAUCUGGCGCUCAGCACACAUCAGCAUCCGCUCGCACACCAUCUAGCCCACCAGCACCAUCUACGCAACGCUUCGCCCAAUCUGCGACCUCCCACGGCCGAUGGGGUAGGCGGCACGGACAAUAACAGCAGCGGCAACAGCAACAAACAGAAUAACAGCGGUAACUCCAGCAAUAAUAAUAACGGUAGCGCCGGCGCUAACAAUCACAGCAGUAUCCUGAACCAGCAUCACGGCAACCCAAAUAACAAGCAUCAUCAUCACCCGUCUAGUGGUGGUGGCAGACCAGGAACCCCCAAGCAUUCCUCCAGCCUCGGCAACAACAACAACAAUAACGUUGGCAGCAAUAGCUCCGGCAGCAGCGGCAACAACAACAGUCUUCACCACGGUCAUCAUCCGCAUCAUCAUCCACACAAUGGUCCCAAAGGAUCUGCUGGAGGGCCGAAAGACUUUCUGCACAGUCCCACCCUCAACUUUCCACCGUUCUUCAACCAUUCGGAAGGACCGCCGAGACCUACCCAUUCGCCGCUUCCCUUUCCGCACAUGCCGUCGGUUUCGUCCCUCACGCUCACUCCGCCCCACAUGUUCGGACUCGAUUCACCACUAGGACUUUUUCCGCCAGGAAUGGAUCCCGGGAAAAUUUACAGCCCCCUGAUGGAAAUGUCGGACCCACGUGGUAUGCACCACGACGGACCGCCUUUCCUCAAGAAGAAAAGUAAGUUGAACCGACCAAAAGGACAACAUUCGGCACCACGCGGAGGACCACCCCGAUCAUGGACGAACGCCGAGCUAACCGAAGCGCUGCAGCAUGUGUGGAACAAGAAGAUGACCACGAGUCAAGCGUCACGCAUCUUCGGCAUCCCGUACAACUCGCUACUGAUGUACGUGCGGGGCAAGUACGGCAAAAGCCUGAAGCUCGAACAGCUCCGGAAGGACUGCAUAAGCGGGCCACCGAUCGAGCUGCUGCAGAUGGGCGUUAGCAAUAGCAACAAAGACAAGAAGGAGGGCAAAGACUCGGACCUGCAUCACAGCCACCAUUCGGGCAGUGGGACGGGACGAGACGGUAACGGUGGACCGAACGGUGGUGGUGGUGGUGGUGGAGGUGGCGGUGGUCCAGGAAAUGGUGGACCACGAUCCGCAUCCUCGGAACCGGACCUCCUGUCCAGCCCGAAUCCACUGUUCAACCCGUUCCCCGGUGGGUUUUAUCCAGACUUCCCGGGCGGAUUUCCGGGGCUGCCGCUGAGCAUGCUGAACCUGCUACCACCGGAACGACACCCACCGCACACGCUACCGAUGUCCGUGGAUGAGGACUGCAAGAGCGAUCGGUCGAAACAAUCGCUGGACGAUGAUUUCCCACAACCGUUGGCGCUUAAUCGGCCGUCGUCGGAGCAGCUAGCGGACAGCCGGCGGGAGAUAUACCAACAGAACGGGCAGGACUAAUAUUUAAGAUUCGUUAGCACACUCCAUACGCAAGCCCACGCCUAGAGAGAGCGAGAGAGCGAGAGAGCGAGUGAGACCCCAACGCCAAACGGAGGCUUGCCCGAAUCGGAUCGAAGGCUAGCUGUUUCAUCCUUCUUCUAGCUGUUGUUUGUCACCAUUUUUAGCAUAAUUUUCUACGCUCCAUCUUCCAAAUUGCUGCAAUAGUGAAGAUCAUACGAUCGAGAGCAGGAACCAAAACAGAUCGUACACACGUGCCGAUCUGUUGGAAGGAAAGCAAUUAGCGUUCGAGGAGGAGUUCAAAAGUGGAGCGAAAGAUGUCCAGCAAUGUCCAACAAGGCCCUCUCCGGGACUGUCGAAGGCAUACGACGCAGAUGCUUUUUGGAUGGAUGGUGUUUAGUUGAAGCAAUAUUAUAGUAGUGAAUAUGUGUUAGUAAAAUUCUUACCCCCUUUUGUUCGGAUUGCACUGAAGAAGGGACGUACUCUGUGGCAAUAUCUUAACGAUACAAACCUGAACAAAAACAUAUGCCUACAUAGUCGGCUAGAAUCUAAGACUGGUCAUUGCGCAACGAAAAGAAAGCGUGCACAACUGCAAAAUGGGCGAUUGCAGCGACGAGGAUUUUUUUUAACUAACAUCUAUUUAAUGUGUUACCGAAAGGUACUUAAUUUUGCAGCCUUACGGCGUCUUAGUUCAAUGUGUACAGCAAAGGCGGGUCGGGUCGGGCUAUUUACAACUUUCGUUAAGCUAUGUGUUACACACCGCGGUAACACAUUUCCAUCCGCAAAUUCGCGACGCCAGCCAAACCAGUCGAACUGCAGCUACUGCGUCCUGUUUGGGGGCGGACCACGUGUCAAAUGAUUCCACAAGAAAAUCAAACAAUGAAACGAACGAAGAAAAGGACAUUGCAACGAGAUUGUGAGGCGAGGUUGUACAUCACAAACAAACAAACACACACACAGACAGACAGUUGAAAAUGCGUGCUUCCGAGAACGAGUAAUCUUAAGUUUUUGUGUAAGUUUUAAACUCAAAGAAUCAAUAGAACCAACCAUGUACACGUGCGCCGGUGUACCGUACUACUACUAGCAACCAGCCACACAAACACACCCAGAUCACACAACCGAUCAUCAUCAUCAAUGAAUCGCGAUCGUGCACAGUUUCCAUUGCGAGACUCUCCGUUAUAAACUUUGUUUUGUUAGUGUUUAAUGAGCAGAUUUAUUACGAUAUUAUUCAUAUUUUUUAUUAUUUAUAUAAACACCAGCAGCAGCAGCAGCAGCAGCAGCAGAUCUUGGUUAGCGAGUAAGUCAUCACCACGAUGAAUGCAAUUGUGAAUGCAAUUUAUUUAGUAAUUUGGGCCUUAUUUUUCCUGCUAGAGCGAGUUAUAUAUACAUAUAUAUUUUUACGUACAUUAUGUAUGCGAUCGCGUACGAUCCGAUUCCGUCUAUUUUAUCUUAUUGCUUUUUAGUGUUUUCUUUUUGUUUUGUUUGUUCGAUGAAACACGUGAUGAUUUUUAGUUACGACAAACGACGUUGCUUCCUGAUUUCUUUCCUGAUUCCUAUUAAGUUGUACGAAUGAAACGCGUUUUCGUAGCUGUAUAAUUUACCUUUUACAGUUUUGUGGCAAAACGAACGGUACUAGCACGAAAGCAGGCGACCACACAUCGAAAGCAAGGCAAGGCGUAACUUCAAAGAAGAGCUAAGUAAAAACCAGAUGAACAAUACAGUAUUAAUAAAGCAGAUAUUAUUAAACUAGUAAUUACACCCUCUCUUUAGUUUGGUUUUGUUUUUGUUUUUUGUGUGUUCGAUCUUCUGUUUGAUUGGUUGAUCAGUCUUAAUGUUUUUAUUAUAUUUUCUAUUCUUUCCGUUUCAGUGCUAGGGAGCAUGUACUUAGAAUAAAUGAACGACGUGGAGAUCUUAUCCAAAAUCCACACUCACACACACACACAAACACCUGCGAGGAGCCAAUUCGCACUCGAAAUUGGCAUGGUAUAAGACUGAACUGCAUCACACCAAAUUAUGUCCACAGUUUCCGUUUUGUUUUGUGGUUUUUCGUUGUUUUAGUUAUUGUUAUCACAUUUUCUUCAUUCAUUGUGCUUUUUUUUUUGUUACACCGCAAGAAACCCAGGAAAGCAAUCUGAUGCAUUAUUAUCAAACGUUAAACUGUUUCCACAAACACACCCAACCAUGUUACACAUAAACUAUCCCCCGCGAUGGGAGAAGAGAUCGCGAUCGUACGGGGUUUCGAAUCAUAUAAGCGAUCGUUUGAAGCACUCGGUAAAAUGUUGGAAGUGAAUAGUGAAAUAUUGCAAUCACUUUACGGAAUGCUGUAAUCAUACAGUGGAUUGUUAGCAUCCAGUUAGGGGAUGUUUGCAAAUCGAUUGACCAUGUUUGGUUGCACAACUGAUUACAAAGCUCCAUGAUCGCGUUGCAAGUCUCCCCUAACUGAAUGCAACAUUCCAUUGUAUGAAUGCAGCUUUCCACCACAGACUUGCAAUAUUCCACCAUUCAGCUGAAAUAUUCCACCGAGUGAUGCCAAAGCUUUCCUUACAUGAUUCGAACCCCUUAUAAUUGCUGCUUAUUUAAAGGUUUUCUAUUGCAAGCAUCAUCGCGUCGUUUCUGGUUCGGGGCGAGACGAGACGAACCAAGCUUUUUUGUUAACAAUAGAGUAAAACUUCGAGCUGCACUUUUGUGCACAGCUUCGAACCACAAACACAAACACACACGUUACGUUUCGACAGUCUUUGUGCAAUAUUGAAUGUGCGUCGGUUGGCGCACGUGAAUCGGUUGACCUGACAAAACUAGCAUGCAAUAGAUAUAACAGAUAAACAGCAGACGGAAAGGGCAGGCAACAUAUUAGAAGAAGAAAAAAACGCAACGCAAGCAAACAACCACAACCAAUAGUUCCUCAAUCAAUAUACAUAUACAAUAAAACUGACAACAGUUAUUUGUUGAAGAGAAGAAAAGAACAAAUAUUAACAAGUAAGCCAACGAAGCAAACCAAAACAAACCAACCAACACUGAUUCCUGGCUCUCAGCAAAGAUGCCCCCGCUCGCCGAUACACGUAUACCAAAGCAUCCGGCAGCCCCGGCAGAGUGCCGGUUUCCUUCCACGUGGUGGGUGCGAUCCAGCGAGCGGGCAAUUCGUCAGCUGGAAUUGAUAUAUUCCGCCUUUUUAGUUUUGUUUAUUAUUUACAAGAUAGCGCCAACACUGUUAGAAACAGUUGCAAAUAAUCCAUAGCUGAGUUAAAGUGAGCUAAUUUAUACAUUGCAAUUUUUACAAACAAAGCAUAACACAACAGGUACCAGGAUCAAUCGAGCCAAAAAUCGAUCAUCAAACUACGUGAAGCAGAUUAACGAUUUUUACAAAUAUUUUUAUACAACACACCAAUAGUGAACGCCGCAAGGGGUGUAGGGACUAGGUGAGCUAGCGAGAGAGACAUUGAAAGAGAGAGGGAGAGAGCGAUGAGUAUUUUACAACAGCAACAAAAAGACACGAAAAGCCCCUAAUGGAGGAUUAUUAGUGUUUGCCGAGGGCUACCAGAAGGGCAAGCAAAUCAUGUUCAUAAUGUGCUAGUAGUUGACGUGAGUAGGUAAAGGAACCAAAGGCAGGACGAGCACGAAUGGAAAUGUGAAACUGCGCAAGCAAAGACUGCCCCACAGACAACAAGUACACAGAAUUCGAACCAUUGCGUUGAGUUAAGCCUGCAGGCAGCAGGCAACGCUUCUUGGAGCAACAGAACACUGAGACGUGUGUGAGACAGGGCUUGGAUAUCCGAUCGCAUCACCAAAACCACAAUUUAGCUACAGUUCUGUUGAAUGGUGGUGUCAAUAGUAUAAAUAAAGCAAAAAGGUGUCAAAAUGGUACGGUAGAACUCGUAGGCGUAGAACUAUUGGACAAAAACAACAAAAAAAAUUGUGAACGAGAAACUAGAUCACGCACAAAAUACAUUUGUAAAAAGUUAAUGUACAAAUUUAAAAUGCUACAAAACCAUGUGCGCUGCUACGUAUCAUCGUAGCAAAGUGUAUGAGAAACAUACGGAUCUAUAUAUAUACAUAUACUAUACUAAGAGCUAUACUAAGAGCGUUUAAAGAGAUCCGAUGCCGAUCGGGAUCUGAACGGUGUGUGGGACAUUUAUAUAGCUAGACGAUGAAGAAGCAGCCUAGCGAAGGUACAAUAGCGAUUAACAAAAUGGCUAAUCAAACUUAUCUUUUAUCACACUUGUGUUUCUAGUGUCAUUCUUACUAGUGAAUAGUAUACGAAGAAUGACAGAAGCAAAAGAGAGAGAGAGAGAGAGAGAGAGAGAGAGCGCGCGCGAGAGAGCGAACGAGAGGACAGCUAGAAUCCUUGGUGUUCAUUACAACUAAAUGACAUGGGCUUGUUGUACCAACCGCGUGAAAACGCACCAGUAACGCAAGCGACACAAGUGACAACAAACGAAAACUGUGAAAACAAACAAACCGUAACACAUGAACAGGAUAAAAAUAUUAUGUAAACCAUAUGUACAAAUCUGGAACUCGAACCUAGCAUCACUAAUGCGAGCAUGUGCGUGCGUGCGUGCGUGCGUGCGGGCGCAACACACCCGUGCGCCAGUGCGUGUCUUCAAAGUAAGAAUCUAAGUGUGCGUGAGUGUGUGUCUGUAAUUGUUUGUACUUUGUUUCGUUGAGUCGAUUCUACCCACACGGUGCCACAACAGAUAGAUUAAGUACGUUCGCUUAACACAAGGAAAAGGCUGCUCUAAACGGGGUUUCGAUCUAUAUAAUGGGAUUGUCACUUAGGAGAGUGUUUCGAUUGGAGAGUGGAAUAUUGUAGGCUUGUUGUGGGACUUUUGCAAUCGUAUAAUGCGGACCUAUUUACUUAUCAGGCACAACAACCGCACUCGCUGCCUUGUCCUGCUGGAACAAUCCUCCUUGUCCUGCCGGAACAAUGUCGUUGGAGGGCCUACGGCAUCUCCUUGAUGCAAGUGGACGGCCUUAAAGGGCUUUACGGGAUGGGUCGUCCGGUGUCUUUGUCAUGACACGACCAUCCCGCCGGAGCUGGGCGAGUCUGAACUUAACAUCAAUGUUGAUGUCGGUACUGACUUUUGCUCAUUUUGGGUAUCGCUCCAACCCGAGGACUAGUGCAUCUUGCUCGACCCUGCUUGGUAAGCUACUGUCACAUAGGAAAGCCUCAAAAUAAUUAUGUCUAUGUCUUCAGCGAGUGCAGUGGCAAAUUUAUCUCCUCCUCCUAGAAGGGAGGGGGUUGCAAUUCGGCCCCGAGUGAGGUCUAUGUAAAACCUUCUCACGGGAGAAAUCUCUCACUGGUGAGGCCCCACUUACCGCCAAGACCACUGGCGAUUUCUCUGCCACUGAGCUUAUGUCAGGAUCUGGAUUGAGUUAUAGAAGAUGGUCCCCAAAGUUUCCACCACCGAGCCAUAUGGAUAAUUUUGUUUGUUUUUCAUUACUUAAUUACAAUAGACGCAAUAGACUUUGCGGCCCUCUUUCACAUAUAGCAGACAUACCAUAGACUGGUGUUGUUGCUUGUAUAAUUAUAGAGAUUUUAGGCCUUCUAAUCUCUUUCAUAGCUUGAUCUACUAUAGACUGAUUUCUUGCGUGGGCCGGAUAAAAUCAGCUGGUGAGCCAAGUUAGACGGCCUGUACUUUGUCAAGUCCUACUUCAAAGUUUAAUAGAAUUUGAUCAAACGUAGGCAGACAAUCCACAACUGAUAGUUAAAGUUACAAGCUCACUGUAUACAAGAUUCCAUUAUACGAUUGCAAAGUUCCACAGCGGACCUCCAAUGUUCCACUAUUCGAAAAAUUCCCUAAAGCGAUUCAACAAUUUCAUUAUAUCGAUCUAAACCCCUCAAAUAUUCUAGUUUGUUAAUUACAGGGCACACCAAACUACUCAGAGCCUCUCACACAAGCACACCGAAAGACAGUAGAGCUUUACUCGCUGUUCCAUUCCGAUCAUCGUUUUCAUGUUUCCAUUACAACAAUAGACAAUCCGAUAAACGAACAUGGUGUCGCCGCCUUCCUGUUUUAGCUAGCUAGGACACAACACCCACUCAACACAAUUUUACUUCAAACUUUUUUUUUUGUUUUCUCUGCAACAAUUAUCUGUCCACACUAUCCUGGACAGGGUAGGUAAACACGCCACCGGAAGGAUCACGCACACUCGCAUUGGAGUAGAACAGUAAAUUGCGCGUAAACGCAGCGCACCGUUUUUAAGCAAAAACAAAUGAAUAAGAAAAAACAGGGUAAUUUAAUGAAUUUCAUAUACAUUAACUAAUGUUCCGAGGGAGGGUUGAGCAGUUUUAUGAGUGCAACAAAUCAGCAAACAACAAAUAGGUGAGCGCGUGUGCGAGCAGCAACGAACUGUGCAGCUGGAAAUUGAAUGCAAUUUCUACACCUAACGAAUGUAAUCUUUACAACAAACAAAAACUAAACCCCGAGCGCUAAUAUCCAAUGGGAGGGGGGUGGGGGAGAGGGAGGGAAGGGAGACUCUAAUACACAUAUACAUAUACAGUCUAAUAAACAGCGUGUCCACACCAAAGGCACCACCGGCAAAGGUUCUAUUUUUACUGUAUGAACCCAGGAACAAGACACCAGAAGCAACAGCACAAAUACUGGACAAAAAAACUGCUACCCCCUUUACGGUCUACCCACCCACACUCCUCCCCCCCUCCCCACCGUUGGGGUUCCCGGCAAACAAAAACCAAAAUACUAUUUAUGUCAAUAUUUCUAUACACCACCUUACCAGUCAGUAUGAAGGGGCAGCAGUCCAGCCGUUGGACUAAUGGUGACUUUUAUGGUUAAUUUUAACUGAAACAUACAAUGUGAUAUGAUUCGUUUUUGAGUUUAGUGUUUUGUUCUCUUCUACUUAGACGCUUGAGUUUCGGGGUUUUUUUUAGGCUCGUACAUACAAAAACGGUUAGCAAUUGUGUAAAUAACAAAACUUUGAAGCUAAGCAAAAACCAAGUCUGGAACAAAACUUUGGAAAAUGAUAAAAUGAAACUGAAGCAAACCCCUUGUGGAUGUGGAUGCGUAGGAUGCCCAAGCCAGGGAGACGUUUUCUUGUAUUAUUCUCUUUAUAAGCAAACAAAACCAAACAAAAAACGUAGACGAUGUAGUGAGGAAGGAAGCGGUAAGGAUAAAAUACAAAACACACACACUUACACUCUCUCUCUAGGAAAAUAAACUUCUAACUUCACUGUUGUUUAGACGAAAAAUUAUGAUUGCAAAAGUGUAAGAGCAAAAGUAAGAAAGCAAAAACCAAACACUCUAACCCCAAAAUUUGUCUACGAGAUACGAGAAGAAAACAAAAAGCAAACAAAAAAACCCAUGUGUAUGUGUGUGUGUGUGCGCGCGUUGUGCAAGAAAACAAAACAAACUAAAACAAAACAAAACAAAGCAAAAAAAUAAACAUGCGGGAGCCAGUCACAUGCGUUUGAUAAUAGCAUUUGUAAAAGGAGUAAACAAAUUAAACAUAAAACUAAAACGAUAAUUAUUUGCAUCAGGCAUAGGUCGGCCGGCAUAGCAAAUGUUUAGUGAGCCUCGUGUUUCUACAUUUCGGAUGGAUCUUAAUCUAUCUUUCAGUUAAGACGCGAUUAUGUUUUCCUAUGUUCCGAUCCAUCCCGGUCAUCGAGAAGAGCCUUGGGAUGGGAUUGCAUCCCUUGCAUCGAUUGCAAUGACACGAUCGAACGAACCUGUCGAGAGUGUAGAGCAGCGCAGCAUACAGAGCUUGAACACCAAAGCCCAAACAAAAAACAUUCUACUAAACGAUCACUGUAAAAACAAAACAAAAAACAGGCUACUACCGAGGAACACGGGACAGGAAGUAACUUAAACGUAAAACUCAAAUUUAAAGCAUGCGGCUAAACUGAAGCAUAUGGAAGCAUUUCUUCAAAAUUGUGAAAACAAAGUGUAAUGAUCAUAUUUGGCACUAAUUGAUAUUUACUGUUAUAAAACAAUAACGAAAAUUAAAUAAAAAGAUACAAAAAACCAAACGUCUUGAUCAAAAAACCA